This is a messenger RNA of Elgaria multicarinata webbii, 1271 nucleotides long. RefSeq names its product XK related 9 (gene XKR9). Bases 114 to 1271 code for a protein of 385 amino acids. Gene Ontology annotation, cellular component: plasma membrane. The record is from RefSeq and is a predicted model, not a curated record. The transcript has 3 exons. Lineage: Eukaryota; Metazoa; Chordata; Lepidosauria; Squamata; Anguidae. Gene Ontology annotation, biological process: engulfment of apoptotic cell; phosphatidylserine exposure on apoptotic cell surface; apoptotic process involved in development.
AACCUGCCAUUUUGGCUUGAUUUGCCGUUCCAACAAAUACACAUCUCUGUUCCUUCAACAGAGUGAAGAUUUAUACCCCGAAAUGCAUUUUUUUACUUCUCACCUGAAGUGAAAUGGUCAAUCAUGAAAAUGAGACAAUGAGAUUUACUAAACAAGACUUUGCUAUGGUGGUUUUGGGAAUGUUGAUUUAUGUAGCUGAUAUUGGAGCAGAUCUUUGGAUAGUGAAGAAAUAUUUCUGUGAGGGACAUUAUUUGUGGUGUGCCUUAAUAUUGACCACAGGACUUCUUUCAUCAGUAGUUAUCCAGUUUUUCAGUUACAACUGGUUUAAAGAAGACAAUCCUGCGAAUCUGAAUUGGAUUUUACUUCUAUUACAUUUCUUACAUGCUGGAAUAUUUACAAGGUAUUGGUUUGUACUGAAAUAUGGCUACCAGGCUUCAUUUCAAUCAAACAGCUCGGAAAAUACAUUGAUUGAUGGCUCCACCAGGAUCAUUCAUAAAACAUCCAUUGAUGCAAUGGCUGAUAUAAGUAUGCUCCGGCUAUUUAAGACCUUCCUAGAAAGCACACCACAGCUUAUUCUUCAGAUCUACAUCCUGAUGACAUCUGAUAAUUGUACCUUCAGUCAAUAUGUUUCCAUCAUCAUCACAUUUGGGAGCAUUUCCUUUGCAACUUUGGACUAUCAGGUAGCUUUACGGAAAUCCCUGCCUGAUAAAAAUAAAUUUACCAAGAUACCUUCCAAAAUAAUGUAUCUUUUCUAUAAACUGUUGACUUUAACUUCUUGGAUACUUAGCAUUGCGCUGGUCACAGUACUCAGCACCACAUUUGCUCUCAUUCUGCUUCUGUUUCUUUGGUUCGGAGGGAUAGUUUGGGUGCUGAAGCAACACACGGAAUUUUGUAAAUCUAAAGCAUCUGAAGUUGUGUAUAGGAUUGUUGUGGGAAUCAUCCUUAUUUUCACCUUUUUUAAUAUUAGGGGAGAAAGGACAAGAAUUCCCAUGUCUGUUUAUUAUACCAUUCGGGUGCUUUUAACCCUAGCAAUUAUGUGUAUGUGUAUAUUCUGGAAUUCAUUGUUUAAUGGGAAAAUACACUGGUCAACUGUAAUCAUUGCAGUUAUUCUCACUCUAGUAUUAGGUAUUAUUUUCCUUUUUGUUUAUUAUGGACAUUUUCAUCCUAGUAUCCAUUAUGCACAAGAUGUAGUUAAUACAUCAGAUGUAGUUGAUGGACCAGGAGGUGAAACACAAGAAACCUGUAGAAUUAGGACAUUCCUGAUGCAAUAA